Molecule: messenger RNA, 11028 nt
Organism: Perognathus longimembris pacificus (Pacific pocket mouse)
Lineage: Eukaryota; Metazoa; Chordata; Mammalia; Rodentia; Heteromyidae
Gene: Mki67
Product: marker of proliferation Ki-67
Exons: 19
Coding region: 61-11028 (3655 amino acids)
Biological process (GO): regulation of mitotic nuclear division; regulation of chromosome segregation
Cellular component (GO): chromosome; nucleus
Molecular function (GO): protein binding
Source: RefSeq, a predicted model, not a curated record
GCGCGCGUGCUCGGCGGCGGCGGCGCCCGCACUUCCGCCCCGCGCGGGCGGCGGGCGGCGAUGGGGCCCCCGGGACGCCUGGUCACCAUCAAGAGGAGCGGCGUGGACGGCGCCCGCUUCCCGCUGAGCCUCAGCAGCUGCUCGUUCGGAAGGGAUAUCGAGUGUGACAUUCGUAUCCAGCUCCCUGUAGUGUCAAAACUGCAUUGCAGAAUCGAAGUCAGCGGGCAGGAGGCGACAUUAUAUAAUUUCAGCUCCAUAAAUCCGACCCAGCUGAACGGGUCUGCCAUUGACAAGCCCGUGCACCUGAAACAUGGCGAUGUUAUCACCAUUAUCGACCGGUCUUUCAGGUAUGAAAAGGAAACCCCUCAGGAUGAAAUCAAGUCAGAUGAACUUCCGGGAAAAAGACAGGAAAAGGCACCGGCGCGGCGGUCCUCCAGAUCCAGCCUCUCGGCUCCCCCUGACGGGAAAGCUCAAGAUUCCAGAGCCCAUUCAAAAGUCACUGCUUCGAGGUCUCAGGAGCCCGGCGAGGAGCUCGUGGGAGACGGCACUGCCCCGCACGGCUCAGAGCGCAGGGAAGCCGCGGAUCCAGCUCGCGUUCGCUCCCCAGAGCAAGUGGGCAGCGAUGGGAAGCAAGCAGGACCGCCUCCUUCUAGGUGUCCUAAGGAGAGUUCCAGGGUGACGGCGAGCCCUUGUGGAGACCUGAGGCCCUUGCCCUCCACACAGAGCCUUGACAGUAGCCAGGAAACGGGGUCCCCCUUUGAGAAGCCGUUGCCCUGCGCACAGAGCCUGGACGGUAGCCAGAAAACGGACUCUCCCUUUGAGAAGCUCUACCAGUCGAUGAAGGAGGAGCUGAGCCUCAGCUCACAAAAACAAAGCGUGGCACAGAACCGGAGGAGAUCAGGGUUGCAGCCUGAUAGUGCCAGAGAGAGAGAGAGGAGGGAGACCCAGCCCUGGGUGUCACACAAAGCGAGACCCAGGUCCAGCGACACCGUCUAUGUCAAGGCCGCCUCUCUAUCCACCCCAGAAACCAACCACACCCAGGAAGAGGGCGUCGGGGCGGGCCCUGUACACGCUUCCUACAAGGCCCGGAGGUCCAGCACUUCCAAGGCUGAGGCUAGAGCAAAGACCCCAGGCCGGUCCUCCGAGCAGCAAGAGGACAAAGUCGCCUGUGUUAUGGGAGGAGAGUCUGCGACCGUGGGCGGCGGCGAAGGCGUCGGAUGGUCAGCUGGUAGCAUCGUCACUCCUCGGAAGCGCUCGAGUGGAAAUCCCACGCCGGCCAUGGCCGAAGGAGCUGCUGGCCCCACCGAGAAGUCGGACGGUCUCGCUCUGAGAAGCAGCCGCGUUCGCGUGGACGAGGAAGGGGGGCCGCCUUCGGAAAUCAGAGAGGAGCCGCUUGUCACUCCACGCUCCCCUCACACCAGAAACAAGAUGCAAAAGGAUCUCCGCGAUGAGCCCAGCAGACGGGCGGUCAAACCCGGACAGACCGGCUCUGGGCUACCUGGUCUUAGCUCAGUUGAUAUCAGCAACUUUGGUGGUUCUAUUAACAAGAGCGAGGGGGCAGCUUUGAAGAGGAGACGCGUGUCCUUCGGCGGUCGCCUGAGACCUGAACUAUUCGAUGAGAACUUGCCUCCGAACACACCCCUCAAAAGAGGGGAGACCCCAGGCAAGAGGAAGUCGCAGGGCGCCCUCACCCCGGCGGCCCUGAAGAAGAUCAUCAAGGAGCAGCCCCCGUCGGGGAGAGAAGGCUCUUCCUCGGAAGCCUGCCUGGCGGCGACGGCGCAGAGGGCGUGUGCAGGCGCUCUGGCUUCUAGUCCCGGAGCCGCCCAGCCAGGGCCAAGUGGCCAGAGACGCAGGUCAGGCGAGGCCUCAGCCGCCUCUGGGGGCGGCGGCUCCCCGGCACCCACAGAGGCUCCUAAGAGGGCGGGGAGAAAGAGCGCCGGCUUGUCUUCCAAGCGGUCGUCCAUCAGCCGGGGUCAGCACGACAUUCUGCGGAUGAUCUGCUCCAAGCGGCGGAGCGGGGCGUCGGAGGCCAACCUCCUGGUGGCGAAGUCGUGGGCGGAUGUGGUGAAACUCGGCGCGAAGCAGAUGCAGAUGAAAGCGGUGAAGCACGCCCCCCCAAAGCCGGCGAGCCGGAGACAGAGGAGAGCAAACACCCCGAAGAAGCCUUCGGCCGGCGUGGGCCACCAGUUCGGCACCGGCCACGCCAACUCCCCCUGCACCGUCGUCAUCGGGCGAGCGCAGGCGGAGAAGGUCAGCGUGCCCGCGCGGCCCGCCAGGAUUCUGCACAGCUUCGCCUUCAGCCGGAAAAUGGACUACAGCGAAGAUCUGUCAGGGAUAACCGAAUUGUUCAAGACGCCCGUGAGGGAGAAGCCACAGACGACUGAGCCCGGCUCCUUCACUCUUUCCAGUCCAGAGAACUUGCCUGGAAGACGGCUCCCAGGAGUGGAUUCCGGGGACGCCUCUCUGUGCGCCACGUCUGAGAUUUGGGAAGAGGAUGUGUUCUUCAGUCCUCAGAACUCAGCACAGCAUCCGUCCGGCAAACCCUCUGCGAGCUGUACCUUCCAACAGCGGAGCGCCGCGAAGACCCCUCAGAACGCGUCUCAAACGACUCGGCCGGAAGAGGCAGCUCCAGGUGCCGGGACGGCGCCUCCCUGCGCGGUGCCCGGCACGCACAAGUGGAGGCGAUCGCGGGAGCCCGGGCACGCACCGACGCCCCCGGUGGGAAGGGAGGACGGAGGGGCGGAAGCGGCCCCGGGCAGGUCCCUGAGGAAGACGCCGCUGCGAGGACGCAAGGUGGAGGGAGAGGGGGAGGACGGGACGGGGUCGGCGGAAACUGGCAAAGAAAGGGACAAAGCCGGAGAAAGUCCAGCCAGGAUGACGGCUGUGAGGAGAUGGAGGAGCGAGGGGCGGACGCUUGGACCCACGGGAGAGUUCCUGGGCACACCAGCUCACACCCUGGAAGAGUUCCUGGGCACACCAGCUCACACCCUGGAGCUAGAGAAUGAGGCCGACCCCACCGCCAAAACAUCCCGCCGGUCUUCCCAAGGAGCUGACCUCCCAAACACCAGAGGGAGCCAGUGGAACACACCCCAGAGGGCAGAGGAUGACGAGGAGGAACCCCCCUCCGCGCCACAGCACCCCGCGCACACCCUCAAGACACCAGAAGGCGGCGCCGCGCUGGCGAAGGGCACUCCCAGUCGGAGCGGGGGUCCAGCUACGCCCGCAGCUCAAGGGAAGAAGGGACCACGGACUCCCAGGAAGCAGACCCAACCUCUAGAAGACCUCGCUGGCGUCAGAGAGCUGCUCCAAACGCCACGCCAGCCCACGGCUGACGAUAAAGCCAACGCGCCUUGCCCAUCUCCGCAAGCUACGCCAACAAGCGCAGAAUCCCAGCUGACCACACCCCGUAGGGAAACGGAUGCUACAGAGCCCUCGGCACUGAGGAAGUCCGCUCACGUCCCAGGGGGACACACGCAGACCCCCGACGUCACACAGCCAGAUUUCACAAGCAUCCGAGCUUUGAAGGGACCCGCAGAGCAGAUACUGCAUCCAGCAGGAAACGUUACUGCUAGCGAGAGACAGCUGGAGUCGCUUAAAGAGAGCACUCAACUCGAGGACGCGGCCGGCUUCCAGCUCCUCCACACGCCAGGCCGGGCCACGGGCAUGGUGACGACGGAUGGAAGCACAAAGGUGACCUGCGCAGCACCACAGGCAGCAACAACCAGAACCCCAGGAAGCGCACAAAGACGACCCAGGACAAGUCUGGGAAACGUGUACGUGGAAGAAGUUUCAUCACUCGGGAAACGGAGGCAGUCACCAGGCGGGGCCUUGCAGACACCCACAGCACCAGAACAAGGGGGACCCUUUGCAGCGUUCGUGCAAACUCCAGAGCAGAAACCAGACAUGGAGGGAGAUUUAACUGACUCUAGGAGACGGUCCCGAAUCUCUAAGAGAAGGAGCCAGUUUCUGGGAGAUCUGUCCGGCUUGGAGGAGCUCUUCCAAACACCAGACCGCAAUCAUCCAGCGAUUGUGAGCACAACCACAGAAAUGCCCAGCAAGUCUCCACAAUCGGAAUCAGUCAAAGUUCCCAUGGCUGUGAAGAGACAGCCCGAGACAAAUCUGGAAAAUGUGUACACGAAAGAGGUUUCAUCACUCAAGAAACAGAGGCAGUCACCAGGCAAGCUCUUGCACACACCCAUAGCACCAGAACAAGAGAGACACAUCGCAGCAUUCGUGCAAACUCCAGAGCAGAAACCAGACAUGGCAGGGGAUUUAACUGGCUCUAAGAGACGGUCCCGAAUCUCUAAGAGAAGGAGCCAGUUUCUGGGAGAUCUGUCCGGCUUGGAGGAGCUCUUCCAAACACCAGACCGCAAUCAUCCAGCGAUUGUGAGCACAACCACAGAAAUGCCCAGCAAGUCUCCACAAUCGGAAUCAGUCAAAGUUCCCACGGGUGUGAAGAGACAGCCCGAGACAAAUCUGGAAAAUGUGUACACGAAAGAGGUUUCAUCACUCAGGAAACAGAGGCAGUCAACAGGCAAGCUCUUGCACACACCCACAGCACUAAAACUAAAACAAGAGGAACCCCUUGCAGCAUUCGUCCAAACUCCAGAGCAGAAACCAGACGUGGGAGAUUUAACUGACUCUAAGAGACGGUCCCGAACUUCUAAGGGAAAGAGCCAGCUUCUGGGAGAUCUGUCCGGCUUGGAGGAGCUCUUCCAAACACCAGACCGCAAUCAUCCAGCGAUUGUGAGCACAACCACAGAAAUGCCCAGCAAGUCUCCACAAUCGGAAUCAGUCAAAGUUCCCACGGCUGUGAAGAGACAGCCCGAGACAAAUCGGGGAAAUGUGUACACGAAAGAGGUUUCAUCACUCAGGAAACAGAGGCAGUCAACAGGCAAGCUCUUGCACACACCCACAGCACCAGAACAAGAGAGACACAUCGCAGCAUUCGUGCAAACUCCAGAGCAGAAACCAGACAUGGAGGGAGAUUUAACUGGCUCUAAGAGACGGUCCCGAAUCUCUAAGAGAAGGAGCCAGUUUCUGGGAGAUCUGUCCGGCUUGGAGGAGCUCUUCCAAACCCCAGACGGCAGUAAUCAUCCAGCGAUUGUGAGCACAACCACAGAAAUGCCCAGCAAGUCUCCACAAUCGGAAUCAGUCAAAGUUCCCACAGCUGUGAAGAGACAGUUGGAGACAAAUCGGGGAAAUGUGACGGGGAGAGAACUUUCGCCAAUUACGAAACGAAGGCAGUCACCAGGCGAGGCCUUGCAGACACCCACAGCACCAGAACCAGAGGGACCCUUUGCAGCAUUCGUGCAAACUCCAGAGCAGAAGCCAGACAUGGCAGGGGAUUUAACUGGCUUGAAGAGACGGUCCCGGACUUCUAAGGGAAAGAGCCAGCUUCUGGGAGAUCUGUCCGGUUUGGCGGAGCUCUUCCAAACCCCAGACGGCAGCAAUCAUCCAGCGAUUGUGAGCACCACCACAGAAAUGCCCAGCAAGUCUCCACAAUCGGAAUCAGUCAAAGUUCCCACAGCUGUGAAGAGACAGCCCGAGACAAAUCUGGGAAAUGUGACGGGGAGAGAACUUUCGCCAAUUACGAAACGAAGGCAGUCACCAGGCGAGGCCUUGCAGACACCCACAGCACCAGAACCAGAGGGACCCUUUGCAGCAUUCGUGCAAACCCCAGAGCAGAAACCAGACAUGGCGGGGGAUUUACCUGGCUCGAAGAGACGGUCCCGAGUCUCUAAGGGAAGGAGCCCGUUCCCGGGAGGUCUGUCCGGCUUGGAGGAGCUCUUCCAAACACCGGACUGUGGCAAGGAUCCAAGGACCCCUGGUGAAGCUACAGAGGUGCCAUCUCAGUCUCCACCCCCCAAGCCGGCCAAGACUCCACGAAGCGCACGGAGACGAUCCAAGACGAGUCUGGGAAAAGUCCGGGUGGACGGGGGGCUCCCAGGACUUGGGGAGCUCUUGCCAGCGUCCCUCCGCGGACCCGGAGGUGACAGUGGCCACCGGGCGGGGAAGCCAUCUCCCAAGCGGAAGCUGAGCUCGGAAGCCAGCGUGACCAUCAGCAAGAGGCUGCGGAGGGCUCCAAGGGAGAAGGCCCAGCCUCUAGAAGACCUGUCCUGCUUCCAGCAGCUCUUCCUGACUCCUGGCCGUGCCAAGGACACGACUGCUACUGAAGGAGCCACGACAGUGACCUCCACCUCUCCCACACCAGCAGCAGCAGCAGCAGCAGCAGCAACGCCCAGGAGCACAGGGACGCAGCCCGACGCCAGUCUGGGGCUCUUGGCCGCGGAAGGAGCUCCUUCCUCCCUCCGGAAGCAGCGGCGGUCAGCUGCGCCAACACUCACUGUGCCGCCGCCAGGGGGCGCCAGCGAGCAGAACCCACACCUGACAGCAACUUCCCCUGCGCCCAGGAGGCGGACACCUGAGGGAAGGAGCCGGCCCCCGGGAGACCUGCGCGGCCUCCGGGAGCUCUUCCAGACUCCAGACCGAGGCAAGGGCUCAGCGACCGUGAACGGAGCCUCAGACGUGUCCGGCGGAUCCCCGCAGCCAGAGCCAGUCAGGUCUCCCACGGGUGGAGGGAGACGGCCCGGGGCAAGUCUGGGGAACGUGGCGGCCGGGAGAGAAGUCUCCCCAAUUACGAACCAGGGGCGGCCACCGGGCGAGGCCUUGCACACACCCACAGCGCCAGAACAAGACGGACACACCGCAGCAUUCGUGCAAACUCCAGAGCAGAAGCCGGACCUGGCGGGGGACUUAACAGGCUCGAAGAGACGGUCCCGGACUUCUAAGGGAAAGAGCCAGCUUCUGGGAGAUCUGUCCGGCUUGGCGGAGCUCUUCCAAACCCCAGACGGCUUCAAUCGUCCAGCGAUUGUGAGCACCGCCACAGAAAUGCCCGGCAAAUUGCCCCAGUCGGAAUCAGUCCGGGUUCCCGCAGGUGGGAAGAGGCAGCCUGGUGCAAAUCCUGGAAACGAGGCCGUGAGAGAAGAGCUGAGAAAGCAAAGGUCUCCAUCAGGGGCCACUGCGAGGCGCCCCAAGGUGCCCCAAGGCCAGGCCGCUUUAGAGGAACCCCCAAAGCAGAUGCCGCGCACCGCUGCUAAUAGACCCGCCAGCCGGCGGCAGCCAAGAGCGAAGGACGGGAGGCCGCCCCCGGAGGACCUGGCCGGCUUGCCGGAGCUCUUCCGGACCCCGGGCCACGCCGAGGACACAGCGCCCCGCACAGCACGACAGCCAGAACCCACCAACACCCCGACAACCCCAGAGAGACAGUGCGCGGUGAACCUGGGCAAAGCCCUCACGGACGGGGAGCUCUUGGGGCUCCUGCAGCCCCCCCACGAGUCAGGGGACACCGCCAGCACACGCCCAGUGCCAGGAGGCGAAGGUGGGGCCCGGGCGGUCAAACCACGUGCAAAACGGAAACUGGAGCCGGCAGACAGUGUCACCGGCAGCAAGAGCAAGAGGCUCCGCGGGGCGCCCGAGGAGAAGGCCCAGCCCCUGGACGGCCUGGCAGGCUUGCAGGAGCUCUUCCCAACGCCGGGCCGGGCCGCGGACACUGAGGGGACCACAGAGCCGCCCCGGCCCCCGCCACGGGACACCUGUGCGUCCUCACGGAGAGCCACCAGGGCACGGCUGCGCCACGGCGACGGGAAGGAGGAGCUCCCGGCCGCGGGGACGCUGACGCGCGCGCCGAGGCCAACCACGCGCGCCCGGAAAGUGCCAGAAGGUGACGUCCCGGACACUCAGGCUUCAAAGGAAUCGGCCGGGCAGGCCCGGGGCCCAGCACAAAGCGUCACCGGCACCCGGAGGCUACGGGGGGCUUGUAAGGAAAGCGCCCAGCCCCUAGACGGCCCCCCGCCUGCCUCCCGGGACAUCAUCGAGACCCCCGUGCCCACGGAGGACUCGGGAAAUGAUGAGAGCACCCGCAAAACCACCCGCCCAUCCCCGCAGCCGGAGCCAGACGGGGCCCCGACCUUGAGACGGCUCAGGACCAGACGAGGGCACGCCGCGGUGGGAGAGGAGACCUCGGAUCCCGGAAAGAGGCCAGAAACCUCGCGGAGAGCCCGGAAGCCCCCCGGGGAGCCCUCCGUGGCGAGGGAGCCUGCAGAGCCGGAGGCGGCCCCCACGGCACGGGCAGCCCGCCCCACGAGGCUGCGCGCCGCGGCGGCGGAGAAGCCCCGGCUUCCGCAGGCCCUGGCCGGUCUCCCGGAGGUCCAAGCGCCGGGGCACACGGAGGACGCGGUGGCACGCGAUGGAGAGGGCACCGCGGUGCCCCGCCGGCCGCCCCCGCCCGAGCCGCGGGACACCUGUGCGUCCUCACGGAGAGCCACCAGGGCGCGGCCGCGCCACGGCGACGGGGAGGAGGAGCUCCCGGCCGCGGGGACGCUGACGCGUGCGCCGAGGCCAACCACGCGCGCCCGGAAAGUGCCAGAAGGUGACGUCCCAGACACCCAGGCUUCAGAGGAAUCGGCCAGGCAGGCCCGGGGCCCAGCACAAAGCGUCACCGGCACCCGGAGGCUGCGGGGGGCUCGUAAGGAAAGCGCCCAGCCCCUAGACGGCCCCCCGCCUGCCUCCCGGGACAUCAUCGAGACCCCUGUGCCCACGGAGUUGCUGACAAAUAGUGCCAUUGCCCUCAAACCCCCGAAGACCUCCAGAAGAGUCCUCCGGGCUCUGAAAGAGAAGCCCGUGACGUCCCUGAUCCCCAGCGGGGGACCUGGGGAGGAUGGACCCCGCGUGCAGAGCUCUGUGGCUCUGACGCCGCUACCUGCAGAGGAGCAGCCGGCCGUGGAGGAGAGGCCUGCCCGCAGCAGGAGGCCCAGGCCCCCCGCGCCCCCCAAGGCGCUCCCGCGCCCCACAGCUCAGCUCGGGGAAGAACAGGGCAGCCACGGCACGGACGCGGAAGACGGGGAUCCCCAAGACUCCCCUGCGGCUGCUGGUCAGAGAACGUCUCUGCGCACCAGACACCAAAACCACCCGCGUGCCGGGCAGCAGAGGCCCGGGGGACCUGGCUCUGCGGAGAAGGUUAAAGCCCCGAGACAGGCCAAGAAACCCGAGAAGACCUCGCGAGACACCGAGCCCCAGAACCAAGAGCUCGGGGGCCAGCAACCCGCCAGGCGCGGGGGGCUCCGAGGAGGCCGAGGGGGCGCGAGACCCGCAGGGCAGAGCCCGGCCGGCGCGCCCCUCCCCGCCGAGGACACCGGGCGGGAGAGCCGGGACGGCCCCGGCGGGGCGGCCGCCGGGCCCCGUGUCAGGGGCCCGCGAGCCAAAAGGACCGCAGCGCCGCCCGCCCCGCGCGCGCGGGACCGUGACGCCGAGCCCAGGGCGACUCGCGCGGCCACGCGAGCCGCAGGAGACCCGAAGCAGGUACGGAGCGGCCUUCCCCUCAGGGACGAGAGGGCUCUGGGGACGCUUCGGGGUACCGUGGCACGGGGCCACGUCUGUGUCGGAGCUGCCGUCUGUCGCGCCUGCCUCGGGGGGCUUGCGCUCGCGUCCGGUGGGGCGUCGAGAAGACUCCCUUCGUUCCGGAAGAACUGGGAGUCGGCCGAGUCCUCCCUUCCUGACCGCCUUUCUCCCAGCUCCUGCCUGACUGUAGCUGGGCGCCCGGAGCUCUGCCCACUGCGGAGGGCACGGUGGCCCUCCGGGACCCUCAUCCAGCUGCACGCGGAGGGGCGGGCCGGGGGCGGGCACUGCCCGCCAGGACACGCCCACCCACACCACGCGCCCGGCCCCCAGACCCUGCCAGCUCGGCCCCUGCUCCUGCGGCCCCCACCUCCCCCUGCCCCCGUGGCUCUGCCCACCCAGCACCCCCUGCCCCCCCACCGGGUCCUUAGUCCACCCCGCUUCCUCUGCCUGCCAGUCCCACGGGGCCCAGCAGCCCUGGGGCCAGCGACCACACCUUCCACCCCUCCUGGAGCAGCCCCGGCAGCCUCCGGACCUGGGCGUCAGCUCUUGUAUCCUGCUGAGCACCUACAGUGUACAGGGCCCUUCACCGGGCUCCCUCGAGAGCUGACAACCAGAGACCCCGGAGGAUGCCCAGUGAUGCGAGAGGAGGCGGACACCCUAGAGAACAACAGAGAUUAUUUCCCUCUACUAAACACCGGGCGGGCAACGGGCAAGACCGGCACGGUGGCGUUUCCCCCAUGCGUCCAGCAGGGGGAGCUAAGCGAUGCAGUGCUUUUUACGCACGUGUGCCAGUACUGGGGCUUACGCUCGGCCACGGUGCGGAGUAGAUACGGAGGGCACCGAGAUGAGAGCUUGGAACGUUCUAGGUUGAAUCUAGACGGCUCUCCAAUCCUGUUCUACAGGCUUCUUUUCUCAUCACAGCCUGUGUUACUAGAAACCACGGGCCUUGCUGGGGUUCCGGGAGCCGACGGGGUCACGCUGCACACGGGGCUCCAGCUGCCCCGGCACUGCCGUACGCCAGGGGCGAGGCACGUGGCUCCCCUGUGCACGUGGGUGCCGGUGCCUCCCAGGGGCUCCCAGGGUGACACCCAGGCUGCUCGCCCACAGGAGGACGGCGGCUUACACGGUGUGCACAGUGAGGGUCGGAGGAACCCUUAUUCCGAGAGCCGAGAUCCUUGGGGCAGGGUAAAUCGAGGGGACCUGCACCCCAGGGGACCAGGCUGGGUCCCCUCCCUCACACGCUCGUGGGCUCCCACGGGAGUCGUGGGGGUCGUGGGCACCCGGGGACUGGGCUGGCUGUGGAGGGCCGAGGUUUCUCGGGUGGACACGGGCCCUCCCUCCCUCCCUCCCUCCCUCCUCUCUCGGGAGCCCCGCCCCGCGGAGGCCUGGGGCGGCCUCGGUGCCCAGGGUGAAGCUCAGGGCACGCUCCGCGAGCAGGCGAUGCAGAAUGAAGGCGUGAACGGAGCUCACCGGGACAGAGACCAGCAAGCACCUGCGGAGGGGAGCACCUGCGGUGGGCCGGCUCCGGCCCUGGCGAUCCGGGGACGAAGCCCAGGCCACGGCAGGGCCCGGAGCGGCGUCUGGGCCCGGGAACCGCGGCUCACGAAGCGCCUUCCAGGGCUGGCGUGA